AUGACAAGCUUACCCCCUUUUGAUAAUCCAAUGACUGACAACAAGAACAAGUUCACUGGAUCUGGUUCCAAAACUCCUACGCUUCAACAGCAACAGCAACAGAACUUCAACAAGAGGACUAACGGCAAACGAGCACAGAAUAACCGUAGCAAAUCAAGAAAAUUCGAUCACAGAAAUGAUAACGAAUUGACUUCAUUGGAAUCACCGUUGACUCAAGGAAGAAAAGUUAAUGGAAAUAGUCGCAAGAAUCAAAUUUCCAUCAACCAUUUGCUAGAUUUCCAAUCAUAUCGUGACACCGAACAAUAUGCAAUGAAUCAUCAACGAGACCGUGCAAGACGAAGGUCCAGUAGUCACAAGAAAAAUCAACCUGUCAAGGUUCAACUUGCGGGCAUGAAGUACAUCAAUGUAAACUUCAAAUUUGUUGUUGAUUCAAGGUUAGAUUACAAAGUUCAGCAAUUGGAUCCCAAUGUACCUAUCGAUGUUACCAACAUUAUGUCAAUUAUAGCCCCAAAAGCUAGUUGUCCAAUCUGUUUAACUGACGACAUAAUCGCUCCUCGUAUGAUUGUUUCAUGUGGUCAUAUCCUUUGUUUGAAAUGCGUUUUGUCAUUAUUAGAGCACGAGGUUCCAAAAGCUAAAAAACGGGAAUCUGCCGCAAUAGUGGAGAAAUAUCGUGAAUGUCCCUUGUGUUUUUCAAUUAUUCGAAAGAAUGAAUUGAAACCAGUGAUUAUUCGAUAUAUUGAUGAGCAAUUCGAAGUUCCUAAGGUGCGUGAUGAAACUGUUUUAACAUUGAUGAUGAGAGACCUGCACAAGAUUUUAUCUAUGCCAAAAGCGAUUGCUGUGUCGAAUCAUGUAACAGAUUUUCCUGACAUUAAUCAGACUGAUUUGACAUCAUACCUGAGAAUAUUCAAGGGUGAUCAUAACUACAUGACAUCAAUGUAUGAGGUGGAGAAGGCGCAAAUUGUUGCCAACCACGAAGAGGAGAAGGAAUUGUAUGGUGAUGAUCUGGCGUUGGUUCAACAAGCCUUGUCUCAUAUAGACCAGGAAGUGGCUGAUUGGACUUCUAGACUAGCUGCUCCAUUGAAGAAGGACCAUAAGCAUGCGCAUCACUAUGACGACGCAUCAUUGCCACUUCCAUUGCAUCAAACAUUUUAUUACUAUGAAACCGGUUUCAAUGCUGGAUGUACAUACGUACUUUCUCCUUUGGAUAUGAAAGUAUUGAAAGCAACUUAUUCCAAUUAUGAGAGCUUGCCCACGAGUAUAGUUGCUAAAAUUGAAAAUAUUCGCUAUGAAGAGUUGUCUCAAGAAACAUCAAUGACCAAAUACAAAUAUCUUAGUCAUUUACCCAUUGGUACACAAAUCGGAUUUCUUGAAUGUGAUUGGAAUAAUAAUGAGUACGUUUCACAGCCCAUUUGGGAUAUGUACAAGAAUGAUUUGGUUAAGCGAUCAAAGAAUUCAAGCAAGAGAUUCUUAAGAGAGGAAAGAAAUAGGAAACGAGCUGAAUCUGAAGAGGAAUUCAGAUUAAGGCAAUUUUAUAUGGAAGAGAAUGGAUUUACCAGUGAGGAUUUAGCGAAUGGAAAAGGAUCAUUUUCAAGUUAUGAUAUCAGUAAUCGAUUUGCAUCAUUAUCAGUUAAUGGAGGUCCCAUGCCGCCAUUAUCAGAUAAUCCAUUAUCAACCGAAAGUGAAAAUGAUAACAAUGUUAACGAUGAAGCUGAGAAUGAAAACGCGGUUGAUGACGAUGAGAACGAUGCAUAUGUCACUACUGUUUGGGGCACAAGGAUUAAAAAGUCUCAAGAUGUUAAUAAUCUCCCAGAAAUUGCUAUUGAAGACGAAUGGGAUGAUUGGGAUGCCGAUGGGUUAAUCCGUAAAGCUCGAGAAGAGAAUAAUGAAAAUGAUGGUGGGAAUGAUGUCUCCGGCAAUGGCGGAAUUGGUCAUGGUAAAAAGAAAAAGAAAAAGAAGUUGAUAUUGAUGUCAUCUUAA
Lodderomyces orthopsilosis Co 90-125 is the source of this 1977-nucleotide messenger RNA. RefSeq lists its product as uncharacterized. The transcript has a single exon. The record is from RefSeq and is a predicted model, not a curated record. Gene Ontology annotation, molecular function: metal ion binding; transcription cis-regulatory region binding. Gene Ontology annotation, biological process: positive regulation of transcription by RNA polymerase II. Lineage: Eukaryota; Fungi; Ascomycota; Pichiomycetes; Serinales; Debaryomycetaceae. Bases 1 to 1977 code for a protein of 658 amino acids.